UGGCGGAGGCCGGAAGGGCCUGGGAGGGCAGAGGCGCCGCCAUGGGGGUGAAGCUGGAGAUCUUUCGGAUGUUGCUCUACCUGUCCUUCCCCGUCACCGUGUUCUGGGUGUCCAACCAGGCCGCUUACUUCGAGGAGCACGUGGUGCGCAGGAAGAGGGAGAUUUUUCCGCCGGACGACGCUGACCGGCGGAGGCGGAUGCAGGAGCUCAAGCGGCGGCUGCGGGAGGCGCACGAGGAGAAGCGGCUCCGGCCCGGCCACGACUGAGCGGCCACGGCGGGGGCCACGGCGGGGGCCACGCGGACCCGGCCCCCACGCUGCCACCUCGGGGGGACACGUGGACCCAGCCCCCACGCUGCCGCCUCGGGGGGCCACGCGGACCCGCCCCCCACGCCGGUCCCCAGCCCCACGCCGGCGCUGGGGCCACGCCGCUGCUUCAGGGGACGCGUGGACGCGGCCCGACGCCGUCACUGCGUGCCGUCACCGUGGCCACGUUGCUGCCUCAGGGGGACGCGUGGACGCGGCCCGACGCCGUCACUGCGUCCUGACGCUGUCACCGAGGCCACGUUGCUGCCUCAGGGGACACGUCGCCACGUCCACGCGUCGUGGGCGCCUCUUGACGUCGUCGCUGGUCCCACGUGAGUGACCAAGGGGACACGUGGACGUGUCCUGAUGCCGUCACAGCGUCCCGACGCCGUCGCUGAGGCCACGUUGCUGCAUUAGGGGACACGUGGACGCGGCCCGACGCCAUCACCGUGUCCUGUCACCAUCGCCGAGGCCACGUUGCUGCAUUAGGGGCCACGUGGACGCGGCCCGACGCCGUCACCGUGUCCUGUCACCAUCGCCGAGGCCACGUUGCUGCCUCAGGGGCCACGUGGACGCGGCCCGAUGCCGUCACUGCGUGCCGUCACCGUGGCCACAUUGCUGCCUCAGGGGGACGCGUGGACACGGCCAGACGCCGUCACUGAGUCCUGACGCUGUCACCGAGGCCACGUUGCUGCCUCAGGGGACGCGUCGCCACGUCCACGCGUCGUGGGCGCCUCUUGACGUCGUCGCUGGUCCCACGUGAGUGACCAAGGGGACACGUGGACGUGUCUUGAUGCCGUCACCGCGUCCCGUCACCAUCACCGAGGCCACGUUGCUGCCUCAGGGGACACACGGACGUGGCCCGACGCCGUCGCAGCAUCCUGACGCUGUCACCGGGGCCACGUUGCUGCCUCAGGGGCCACGUGGACGUGUCCCGACACCAUCACAACGUCCCGAUGCCGGGCCCAUGACGGUGACGUAGGGGACACGUAGCCACGUCCGCGCAUCGUGGGCACCUCUUGACGUCGUCGGUGGCGCCACAGGAGUGACCGACGGGGACACGUGGACGCGGCCCGACGCCGUCACCGCGUCCCGUCGCCGUGGCCACGUCCCGGUGCCGCCGGCGUGGCUGCGACGGUGACCGAGGGGCCAUGUGGCCACGCGGCGGGGGGGGGGGGGGUGACGGAGGGGACGAGUGCGUGGGGCCAGCGGCUGCCUGGGGGCUCCGCGGGGCACCCCGGGGCGUCCCCACGUUGGGGGGGGGGAUGGGACACGUGGGGUCGCCGCGGUGGCCCCCGGGCCACGAUAAACGGUGCUGGCUCCUCG
This is a messenger RNA of Rhea pennata, 1631 nucleotides long. Its product is annotated as protein PET100 homolog, mitochondrial. Gene Ontology annotation, biological process: mitochondrial respiratory chain complex IV assembly. Bases 42 to 266 code for a protein of 74 amino acids. The transcript has 4 exons. NCBI's taxonomy places the organism in Eukaryota, Metazoa, Chordata, Aves, Rheiformes, Rheidae. Gene Ontology annotation, cellular component: mitochondrion; mitochondrial inner membrane. The record is from RefSeq and is a predicted model, not a curated record.